Messenger RNA from Aspergillus terreus NIH2624, 1149 nucleotides. Its product is annotated as putative choline transport protein. Gene Ontology annotation, cellular component: membrane. Lineage: Eukaryota; Fungi; Ascomycota; Eurotiomycetes; Eurotiales; Aspergillaceae. Gene Ontology annotation, molecular function: transmembrane transporter activity. The record is from RefSeq and is a predicted model, not a curated record. The coding region runs from base 1 to 1149 and encodes 382 amino acids. The transcript has 4 exons. Gene Ontology annotation, biological process: transmembrane transport; amino acid transport.
AUGGAUGGAGACAAGAGAAAACAGUCGACGGACAAGAAUGAGCUUGAAGUGGAACUGGCCAAAGGCCAGGUUGCCGUCACGGGCAAUCUGGAGAUGCCCAUGAAGCGGAAAUUCAGUAUCCUCAGCAUCAUCGCCGUCGGCUAUAACAUUACCAACAGCUGGGUCGCCAUUGCGGCCAGUUUUGCCAUUGCCAUCAAGUCGGGAGGAGCGGUGUCGCUGUUGUAUGGUAUCAUCGCCGUCACGGUGGCCAUGCUCUGCACCGGUCUCACGCUCGCCGAGCUAGCCAGCGUCUAUCCCACGGCUGGGGGACAGUACCACUUCACAUCCAUCUUGGCGUCCCGGAGAUGGAGCCGUGGGCUCUCCUAUUUCAGCGGUCUUGCGGCAGUCUUUUCCUGGAUUACGCUGGGGGCCUCGAUCUGUAUCGCAGCCACGCAGGCCCUCAUGGCCAUCGUGAUCAGAUGGCAGCCCACCUACGAGGCGAAGGCCUGGCAUCUGUUCCUAGUGUAUGAGCUAUUCAACGCUGUGGUGGUGGUGUACAACAUCUUCUUGACCAACAAGACCUUGUGGGUAUACAAUGCUGGCUGGCAUACAGUCAUCCUCUCUCUAGCCACCUUCAUCGUCAUCACAAUCGCCUGUCCGGCCCGCUCAUCCACCGAAAUCAACUCCAAAGACGUCUGGUCACACUUUGUCAACGGCUCCGGCGGCUGGCCCGACGGUAUCUCCUUCCUGACCGGGCUGUCCACGCCACAAUUCAUGCUCUCCGGUCUAGAUGCCACCCUCCAUCUCGCGGAAGAGUGUCUGGAGCCGGAGCGCAUCGUCCCCAAGGCUGUCGUCGUCACCGUCAUCGUCGGCUUCUUCACAGCCUUUCCCUUUGCCAUUGGUAUCAUCUACAGUUUCGCCGACGUGUCGGCAUCAUUGGACACGCCCACUGGAUAUCCAAUUUAUUAUAUCUGGGAGAAGGCUACGCAAUCCCCAGCCGCCGCGACGGUCUUUAUGGCGGCGACCUUCGUCGUCUCCUGCGUCGCCCUGAACGCCGUGCAUCAAACCUCAUCGCGACUGACCUGGUCGUUUGCCCGUGACGAGGCGCUCUUCUUCUCGCGGAAACUCGUUUCCCUUUCAAUGCCUUCAUCGGAUCAACGGUCAUGGUAG